This is a messenger RNA of Dibothriocephalus latus, 324 nucleotides long. Lineage: Eukaryota; Metazoa; Platyhelminthes; Cestoda; Diphyllobothriidea; Diphyllobothriidae. The record is from the annotation of a GenBank genome assembly.
GUGUUUGAAGACGACGUCAACUUAUGGAAAGAAGACUACAAUCUUCAACCAGAGGUCGACUACGCAGAUGCACCAUACGAAUCAAUUGACGAAGACGAGCCUCGCGAGAAAAAAGUUAAAGCAACCAAGUCUCAUCCGAACGUCGAGCGAAAUCGCACAUCUCAGGAGGGUACAUAUAUUUUGCCCCAAUGUGCCUUCCCAAUUCCCCUGCAAACUCCCUCCCUCGAAAUUUCCCCCAAGUUGUUUAUUAAGCUGACACAGGUCCUGACAAGCACUAAACCCCGAAGCAUCGAAUUUUGGCCAAUAGCACCUACCCGAAGCUGA